ACGCCGUCACGAAUGUUACAUUCAGUUUUAUUUCUUAUUUCAUUGCCGUCCGUGAAGAGAUACGCUUGAUUCUUGCGCUUCAAGAAAUAUCUUAAAAAAUUCAGUGAUAAAGUGGGAUUAUCAUAUUCUUGAAUAAAAGACUUCGUCACUUCUACUACCUUCCAUCUCAAGUGCAAACCAUGUUAACUUGGUGAAUACAAACUUGUGUACCCAUAUCAAUGCUGGCUUACCAGUCUAAAGAUACUCAACUCGCGCGCUGAAGCGGUAAAGAUCCAGAGAAAUAGAACGCAGUUACAGGUAGAAGAGUCGAGGCAGUACUUUCAUACUUCAUGUAACUUCAUUUUUGGUUCUUAACAACGAAAUAACUAUCUAUCGAUCUAAUCAUCAAUUAAUUGAAGCCACUGUUGGAUAAACAUGGAAGCACAACGACGACCUGAGCAUCGCUCUUCGUUGGUCAGAGCCGCGCAAGAAUCGAGCCUGAUGUCCAUAUGGUCGACAAGUACUGGACGCAACUCAGUGUUUGGGGCGGAGGGUGGAGCGGUACUCCCCACCUCGCAUUUGCCGAUUCACGUACACGUGGCACGCACACAUCUGCGCAACGCUGACGACCACUGCUUCCACAAGCGGUUUCACGACUGUCAGCACCCGUUGGUUUUUGUCCUACGCAGAACUUUUGGCAAGUUCUCCCGUUGGCACCGACGUUGCUAUCCACUUUCGUCAAAGAUGUCGCAGUCGGGAGAUGGUCUUCACACGCCGGGUUAUCUAUCUUGGAGGAAAUUGCAGCUCAGCCGAGCGAAGCUUAAAGCGUCAAGCAAGACGUCUGCUCUACUUUCCGGUUUCGCCAUGGUUGCCAUGGUGGAAGUACAACUGAACUCCGACACGAAGGUACCUUCAGAGAUGCUAAUCGCAUUCGCGGUCUGCACGACGCUAUUAGUCGCGGUUCACAUGUUAGCCUUAAUGAUAUCGACAUGUAUUUUGCCAAACAUAGAGGCCGUGUGCAAUCUGCAUAGUAUAAGUUUGGUACACGAAUCGCCGCACGAACGUCUACAUUGGUACAUCGAAGUGGCAUGGGCGUUUUCCACUCUGCUCGGACUCUUAUUAUUUCUACUGGAGAUCGCCAUACUUUGUUGGGUGAAAUUCUACGAUUUCUCGCAAGUUGCCGCUUGGUCUGCCUGUAUCGUACUGAUACCAGUGUUAAUAAUCUUUCUCGCGUUCGCGAUACAUUUCUAUCGGAGCCUGGUAGCUCAUAAGUACGAGGUCACGGUGUCCGGUAUAAGGGAACUGGAGUUACUUAAAGAGCAGAUAGAAUCGACCGACGUCGAGGGCAGAAACGGUGUAAACCUGUUACAGACUACUGGUGUAGCACAUGUCGUCUGAACAUGCAGUGUGUUCACGAUGAUCUGUAUUAUUCUCACAAAUGUGAUAGUCUCUCCCAGUGAAGAGCGAUACUGAAUCUCGAAUAGCUGGCUGAACGGAAGAUCAUGAAAAGAGAGAAAAAUAAGAAAGACAACUAUUGUAUAUUAUUAACUACAUAUGGGAAUCUGCAUUAUAGAUUCGUAUUGUGAGUUGCGAGGAUGAAGAGUUUGAUUUUUUUGUUUCUCGUAAGGCGUCGGUCCACCUGCAUGCAAUGAGUUCGAAAGAUAUCAAUUGUUCUCUUUGUUACGCGACUACUGUUUCCUAUAUUUAUCUAUGUCGCGGCGAAUUUUUACAAUCAUCGGAAAGUAACAUCCGAUGGAGAAAAGAAUCUGAACGUGAAACAUUCCCUCUCGCGUAGCGACUUAAAUAAAAUUAAUGGAACACGGUAGAAUCUACCGACUGGAUGUAUUCUGCGUGCUCGCGAACAGAGUUCGAGUAUGUGCAAACCUAAUUAAAUGUACUUAUUAUCAUCAUUUCGAAACGCGUUUGGCUGAACAGAAUAGUUCUUCCGAUUUCAUACGUUUGUUCAUUAUCGUUACAAAUUAUCGCAACGCGUCCUAUGCUCAAAUAAGUUUCCAGAUUUUUCAAACGGAAACAAGAUAAUUUCUCGUUUUCCCUCUCCCUAAUACUUAUACUUGGUCGUGAAGUUACUGCCGUCGCUGAACUAGCGGCAAUCACGCUGUACAUAAAUUUUAUUGCAAAGGGUUUAUAUGUAUGUAAAUACAUGGACACAAAUAGAUGCAUGCGCAGAAUUGAGACACUUUUGCUACAAUAAAUUAUACAAUUAACAACGA
Molecule: messenger RNA, 2210 nt
Organism: Ceratina calcarata
Lineage: Eukaryota; Metazoa; Arthropoda; Insecta; Hymenoptera; Apidae
Product: calcium release-activated calcium channel protein 1
Biological process (GO): store-operated calcium entry
Cellular component (GO): membrane
Molecular function (GO): store-operated calcium channel activity
Source: RefSeq, a predicted model, not a curated record